Molecule: messenger RNA, 1795 nt
Organism: Zerene cesonia (dogface butterfly)
Lineage: Eukaryota; Metazoa; Arthropoda; Insecta; Lepidoptera; Pieridae
Gene: UGT42A1
Product: UDP-glycosyltransferase UGT5-like
Exons: 4
Coding region: 201-1736 (511 amino acids)
Molecular function (GO): UDP-glycosyltransferase activity
Source: RefSeq, a predicted model, not a curated record
AAUUAUUUUAAACAGUACAUAUAGCCUAGUAUAGUAUCAUGUUGUCUGUCUGUUAUAUAGCAAAAUAUUUUUAAUAGUAUACAGAUCCAAAGCAUCCUAUCUCUAAAGAUUGUAAUAUUUAUCUGUCUGAUAACAGUAAUAAAAAAAAAGUGAAUGUAGGUAGUCGUAGCCUGAUUCUGGUUGAAACAACCGGUGUGAUAAUGAAAGUAGUAAUUUUAGUUAUAUCGUUGUGCACGUUGUUUCUUUCGAUUGAUAAAGUGCAACCGUUGAAUAUUUUAGGAAUAUUUCCAUAUGCAGGCAAAAGCCAUUUCUUCGUUUUCGAUAAAUAUCUGCAAGAACUAGCUCAUCGAGGCCAUAAUGUUACUGUCAUAUCCUAUUUUCCCCGAAAAGAACCCUUACAAAAUUAUCAUGACAUCAGUUUAGCUGGUAAAAUGAAUGUCUUGGAAAGUGUGUUUUCCAUAUACCGCUCCUACUGGCAAAUAUUUAGAACCAGCAUUUUUCUUUUUUCAUCUGGAACAGAGAACUGCAGAGUUUUACUGCAAGAUGAGAAUGUGCAAAAUUUGUGGAAAACUAAGGCAAAAUUCGAUCUAGUCGUUUUGGAACAGUUCAACAGUGAUUGUUCCUUGGGAUUAGCUUAUAAACUUGGAGCACCUGUAGUUGCUCUCAAUUCACAUGUUUUCCUGCCUUGGCAAUACAGUAGAUACGGUAUAACUUACAACCCGUCAUACAUGCCAUUUCAUUUUUUUGAAGGUGGAUCUAAACCGACAUUUUAUCAAAGAGUGGAAAGGACAUUAUUUAACGCAUAUUUUAUAACAGCCUUCAAGCUAUUUGUUCAAAGAGUCGACCAAAAUACCCUUGCCGAAUAUUUUGAUGACAUUCCACCUUUGGAAGAAUUAGCCAAGGAUAUAAAAUGUUUACUUUCAUAUACUAGCUUAAUGUUGUCCGGAUCUAAUCAAUUCCCAACAAAUGUAAUUGAAGUCGGUGGGUAUCAUGUGAGCCAGCCAAAACCGUUGGCAGAAAGUAUUAGGAAGUUUAUAGAGGACUCUGAGCAUGGUGUCAUAUACAUAAGUUUCGGAUCUAUGCUUAAAGCGAACACAACACCGAAAGAUAAGAUUGAAGCUAUUGUUGGCGCCUUAUCUGAACUCCCUCAACGAGUGUUAUGGAAAUGGGAAGGAAAGACAUUACCGGGAAAUCCUGAAAAUAUAUUUAUUUCUUCAUGGUUACCUCAAAAUGAUGUUCUGGCUCACCCGAAAGUAUUAGCUUUUUUUUCACACUGCGGUAUGCUAAGUACAACUGAAGCUAUAUAUCAUGGAGUUCCCGUAGUCGGCAUGCCUAUCUUUGGAGAUCAGCCCGCAAACGCAGGCUUUAUCGAAGAGAGUGGACUUGGUGUUCAAAUUCAAAUUGGAGAAUUAACGAAAGAUAAUCUUUUAGAUAAAUUUAAAACAGUUCUUGAACCCGGAUUCAAAAGUCGUGUAAAACUCUUAUCAAAGGCUUGGCAUGAUCGUCCAAUGUCACCGAUGGAUAGUGCAAUUUACUGGACCGAGGCCGCAGCACGUUACAGUAACUUUACAUUUCAAAACCCAUCAGUUAAGGUGCCUUUAUACCAAUAUUAUGGAUUAGAUGUGCUGUCGUUUUUGGUCGCGAGUUCAAUUAUUUAUCUGUUUAUUAUUUUUAAAAUAUUCUCAUGCUUAUGUAAGAGCAAAAAAUCUACGAGAAUUAAAAAGAAAAAACAAUAACGUUCGAAUCAUGUGUUAAACUGCAAUUUAAUGUUUCGAUAAUAAAUAAUUUGAUCAAU